Messenger RNA from Argentina anserina (silverweed cinquefoil), 546 nucleotides. Its product is annotated as BTB/POZ domain-containing protein At3g56230-like. Bases 1 to 537 code for a protein of 178 amino acids. The transcript has a single exon. Lineage: Eukaryota; Viridiplantae; Streptophyta; Magnoliopsida; Rosales; Rosaceae. The record is from RefSeq and is a predicted model, not a curated record. Gene Ontology annotation, molecular function: protein binding.
AUGAUCAUGUUCAAUGUAUUCUAUUACUUGGGACACAGGCAUUUAGUUUACUUCAAUUCGUUUAUAUUUUACUUUAGGCAGUUAGAUCGGAAAUCUUUAGCAACGUGCUGGACUCAGACGGAUAACAUUGCUCCACCUAGUGAUGACGCCAUAACAUUGCCCAAGUUGAAUCACGAAGAGCUCGAGUCUUUCUUUGAACUCCUCUAUAGUGGUGACUUGACUGAAGAAAGGAUGAGCAAGCAUGUCUACUCAUUAUCUCUUGCAGCUGAUAAGUACGGAAUAUCAUACUUGCAGAAGCUCUGUGAACGCCACAUGCACAAGUCUUUGAGUUCGUCCAAUGCUCUUGAUGUCUUAGAGGUUGCGGAUACUUGUUCUUUUCUAAUGUUGAAGGAGAAAGCCUUGAACUACAUUGUCAAAAACAUGCAAGAGAUCAUAUUUUCUGCCGAGUAUGAUACAUUUGCACUUAAGAAUCCGCAUUUAAGCGUGCAAAUUACAAGAGCAUCAUUGAUGGAUGCUAAAAGAAAUUGCGCGGACUAGUGUAUUAUU